AUGGGCAAGCUUGAAAAAAAGCAGGAAGCUCUCGCCGAGCAAUCCUCUGACAUUCAUGACCUCCCGUCCCCCAAAUAUACCUCAACCGCUCCCUCCCACUUCCCUGACGACGACGACGAUGACGACGACGACGACGACAACACCCCCUCCGCCCCUCCGCCCGGCUACAUCCCCGGCCCGUCGCCGUAUCAAAAAGUGCCCGUCGGCUGGAACCUCUACUACAAGCCAUGGUCCAUGCGCACCUACCAUAUCGGCACCCACGCCGACCAGCCCGUCUUUACGCUGGAGCUGCACUCUGGACUCUUAUCCUCACGCCCCUUUCUCAUCCUCCUCGACGGCGGCAGCGGCAGCGGCAGCGGCAGCGGCGGUGCCGACACCAAGACCCAGCCGCGCCGCCUCGCCACCGCCCACCGCGACGGCCUCUUCAAGGCGCACGCCGCCAUCACUCUCCUCCUCGUCGAUCCGCCGCUGACGGAGAAGCUCACGGCUCACACGCGCGGCCUCAGCUUUUCCUUUCCCGUCAGCACCGGCAACAACAACAACAAUUCCAACACGCCGCAACAACGACGACAAGACUUUGAAUGGAGAUACUCGCACGGAAAAGAAGUACGCGCGCUGGAUCGCUGGGGCCAAGGCUGGAAGCUCGUCCAUUUAGAGUCUGACGGUGAUGGCGGCGGCGGUAGCGAGGGCAAGACGACGACGACGACGACGACGACGACGACGACGAGCAGAAAGGAGCGGCCGCAUGGAGAGACGAGCGAUGGACGGCCCGUCGUGGCCGUGCUAGCGGAUAAUUCGAAAUGGAGCAGGACAAAGCUAGCCAGGUUUCACUUUGUCGGCGCGGGUGCGACUGACGAGUUUGGCGAGGCUUGGGCGCUGUAUGUUACCAUGACGGCGCUGCGCAUCUGGGAGAUGACGAUGAAUGCAGGCAUGACGGCGGUGUCUGCAUAG
Messenger RNA from Beauveria bassiana ARSEF 2860, 951 nucleotides. RefSeq lists its product as uncharacterized. The record is from RefSeq and is a predicted model, not a curated record. Lineage: Eukaryota; Fungi; Ascomycota; Sordariomycetes; Hypocreales; Cordycipitaceae. Bases 1 to 951 code for a protein of 316 amino acids. The transcript has a single exon.